GCAUUGUCCAGUAUCAGCUAUUUAUUUCACAGUCACACUAAUUGAAUUUUUGGCAAAACAAAGUUACUAUGACACAAGCAGUGCAUGUAAACUACCAACGAUCCAUCACAACAUGUCUUCUUUCUGUGAAAUCCCUUUCUUACAGAGAAACCUCAGCCUGUCCUCACUGUGUCUCCAUUAUGGCUGAGUCCUGGAGACUCAGUAACUCUGAACUGCAAUGUUAGAGGUCCAUCUGCAGGAUGGAGGUUCUACUGGUAUAAGGCUUUUGCCAGACCAGUAGGCUACUCCUACAGUUAUGAGCUGCUACCUGGCAGCACCAGUGGGACUGAACAGGAUUCCUACAUCGUUCAUGGACAGACACACACAGCAGGAUAUGUGUGCAGAGCUGGAAGAGGAGAUCCAGUGUUUCACUCUGACUACAGUGAACCUAAGUUUGUCUGGUCUGGAGAUGUUCAUUCAGCAGCGUCUCUCACAGUGAGUCCUGACAGAGCACAGCACUUCGUCAAAGAGUUAGUGUCACUGAGCUGUGAGGGAAACUCCAUCAAGUGGAGAGUGAUAAGGUUUUCUUAUCAUGGCUCCCUGUCACACUGUACUAUCUGGGGGACAAUGACUGGAUCCACAUGCAACAUAAACCGUUCCUGGAUAAGUGGAGUGUACUGGUGUGAGUCUGAAACAGGACAGUUCAGCAAUGCAGUCAACAUCACUAUACAAUACGAUGAUAUUAUCCUGGUGAGCCCUGUCCAUCCUGUAGCUGAGGGACAUCCUGUCACUCUUAGCUGCAAGUUGAAGACAGAAAAGGUUCUUCAUGAUGUGGAUUUCUAUAAAAAUGACAAACUCAUCAGAUAUCAUACCAAUGGGGAGCUGAUUAUCUCUGCAGUCUCAAAGUCAGAUGAAGGCUUUUAUAAAUGUAAAGGAAAAGAGUCACCACCAGGUUGGCGGAGUUGGACGUCAAGAGAGAGUUGGAUGUCAGUAAAAUAUGUACCAGCGUCCGGGCCUGAAAAGAGCUCUCCAUUUCCUGUGCUGUUGAUUGUUGGACUGGUUUGUGGAGUUUUACUGAUUAUUCUCCUGCUGCUGUUUCUGUACCGCUACAGAAAGUCAAAAGAUUCAUGCUUUAAGAGGUCUCAGAGCACCAAUCAGGGUCCUGCUACAGACCACAUGAUCAACCAGGAUGAAACUCAAAGCAGAGUAUAUGCUUCUCUUCUCCAUGGUGAUUUGUGUCUCUAUGAAACAAUCCAAGGCGCUGAAGAACCUGAAAAUGGAGAGAAUAAUGAACCAGAGGAGAGAGUUUACACAAAUGUGACGACAAGAUCAGCUGCAGACAUCUGUAUGGACAAAACCAAUGGAAAUAGAUGGCAACAUGAAAAACCACAUCCUUGUUUAAACACCAAUUUGCAGCUUUUGUGUAAUUAUUGUUUGCACUUCUGCUUUCCUAUAGGCCAGUAUUUUGUACAGUUAACCUAGUAGCAGAUCAUUUAAAGGAAGUGCAUCAUAUGGCUUUGAUAUUCUGUUGUCCUUGGUACAAGACUACAGAUUAUUACAUAUAAUAAUUAAAUGUAUUUAGUGUUUAUGUCAUGUAUUUCUUCAUCGGUACAGAUUAACGUCACUUUGUUUUUUAAUGCAGGCUGGUUCAAAAAUCAGCAAAAAGAACUUGUUUGAAAUAUUUGAGCUUCAGUACCUUGGUGAUAGUUCAGCUAUAAAAUCAGCAUUUCUUUCAUUUUUGAUG
This is a messenger RNA of Sebastes umbrosus (honeycomb rockfish), 1723 nucleotides long. Its product is annotated as putative high affinity immunoglobulin gamma Fc receptor IC. The record is from RefSeq and is a predicted model, not a curated record. The transcript is spliced from 9 exons. Gene Ontology annotation, molecular function: transmembrane signaling receptor activity. Gene Ontology annotation, biological process: cell surface receptor signaling pathway. Lineage: Eukaryota; Metazoa; Chordata; Actinopteri; Perciformes; Sebastidae. Bases 607 to 1461 code for a protein of 284 amino acids.